AUGGUAGUGGAGAUGACGGUGUUGUUGAUAGCCCUAAACAAUAGUCAUCUUAAAAGAAAUUAUCAAAGAGAAAGGGAUUCAUCUCUUGAAGCUCACAUAAAGUUUUUAGAAUCUCUUUGUAUUGCUGGUAUUAGUCACCAUAGUUUGUUGUUCUCCAAGAUUGCUCCAGUGCCAGUCAUGCAACAUUUUGAACUGAGAAGUUACAAGAGACCUGAAUAUGGGUUUUCUGAAUUUGUAGUGAUGGCUGCAGACACUGAAGAUUUUGAAAUGAUUUCCCAUACUCCAUUCCUUACUAAAUAUAAGCAUGAUACAACCAAGGAUUGUAUUAUGUUGAAGAUUAUUCGUGUUCUUCCCCCUGUUGUUCCUAGCAGUCAAGUGAAAGCAAACUCCUCAACAUGGGAGGCAUCGGGUGAGACAUUAAACAACAUUGACCAUGAAGCAAUGGCUGUUGACCCUGCACUUGUUAUGUUGACUGACUUUGGGGUAGCAAAGCAAUUUGAUGAAAGCACACGGUUAAAUUCCAUGUGUGGGACAUUAGAAAUUGUACAAGGGAGGGGCCAUGAUAAGGCCGUUGAUUGGUGGAGUGUUGGAAUUUUAAUGUAUGAAAUGCUUACUGGAAAGAAUUUCCCUGGUGCUCCAACAUUUUUGCCAGGUAAACCCAUAUGGCCAGACCUCUGCAUUGCCUCCUACAAGGUAGAUCACACUUGCUUGGCUAAACGUUAUUCUGUAUGCUUUCAAACUUGUCUUCUUCCUGAAUUCUUUUUCUUUCUAUCAUGGCAACCUUCAACAGUAGUUUUGGACCGACACCUUCUUGCAAAAGAUAUCGUGUACGUGUUCUUCUGCUGCUAUUGUGGAUUUGGGAACAUCCUUGCUUACUGGUCCAACUGUAUGUAUCUCACGUGA
This is a messenger RNA of Lactuca saligna, 903 nucleotides long. The record is from the annotation of a GenBank genome assembly. NCBI's taxonomy places the organism in Eukaryota, Viridiplantae, Streptophyta, Magnoliopsida, Asterales, Asteraceae.